AGAAUGGACGUGGGAAAUUGCUCCUCUAUUAGUGAAUUCAUUUUCUUGGGAAUAACCAGUAAGCCUGGAAUGAAAGUGACUCUAUUUGUCCUAUUUCUAGUUGUUUAUCUUACUAACUUUCUGGCAAAUCUGGGAAUGAUCAUUUUGAUAAGAAUGGAUGCCCAACUUCAUACACCCAUGUAUUUCUUCCUCAGUCACCUCUCCUUCUGUGAUCUCUGCUAUUCCACUGCAAUUGGCCCCAAGAUGCUGGUGGACCUCUUGGCCAAGAAAAAAUCCAUUCCUUUCAUUGGCUGUGCGCUGCAACUCUUCAUUGCCUGUGCCUUUGUAGAUUCAGAGUGUCUACUGCUGGCCGUGAUGGCUUUUGAUCGGUACAAGGCCAUCAGCAACCCUUUGCUCUAUUCAGCUAGCAUGUCCAUGAAGGUGUGCUCCAUGCUCAUGGUUGUGACUUACCUGAUCGGAAUGACAGAUGCUGUGAUAUACACGACAUUAGCCUUUCAGUUAUGUUUCUGUGGGUCCAAUGAGAUUAAUCAUUUCUUCUGUGAUUUGCCUCCUCUUUACCUCCUUUCCUGUUCUGAUAUACAGGUUAAUGAGUUAGUGACAUUCACCAUUUUUGGUUUCAUUGAACUGAGUUCCAUUUUAGGAGUUCUCAUUUCUUACUGCUACAUCAUCUUAUCAGUCCUAAAGAUCCAUUCUGCUGAGGGGAGAUUCAAAGCUUUCUCCACUUGUACCUCCCACUUAGUUGCUGUAGCAAUUUUCCAGGGAACUGUGAUUUUCAUGUAUUUCCGACCAAGUUCUUCCUACUCUUUAGAUCAAGACAAAUUGACUUCAUUGUUUUACACCCUUGUGAUUCCCAUGUUGAACCCUCUGAUAUAUAGUUUACGAAACAAGGAUGUGAAAGAGGCCCUAGAAAAGCUGAAAAAUAGAAGGUGGUUUUAA
Messenger RNA from Tupaia belangeri chinensis (Chinese tree shrew), 936 nucleotides. RefSeq names its product olfactory receptor 5W2. Gene Ontology annotation, cellular component: membrane. The record is from RefSeq and is a predicted model, not a curated record. NCBI's taxonomy places the organism in Eukaryota, Metazoa, Chordata, Mammalia, Scandentia, Tupaiidae. Bases 4 to 936 code for a protein of 310 amino acids. The transcript has a single exon. Gene Ontology annotation, molecular function: olfactory receptor activity; G protein-coupled receptor activity. Gene Ontology annotation, biological process: G protein-coupled receptor signaling pathway.